This is a messenger RNA of Aspergillus steynii IBT 23096, 1314 nucleotides long. RefSeq lists its product as uncharacterized. NCBI's taxonomy places the organism in Eukaryota, Fungi, Ascomycota, Eurotiomycetes, Eurotiales, Aspergillaceae. Bases 114 to 1223 code for a protein of 369 amino acids. The record is from RefSeq and is a predicted model, not a curated record. Gene Ontology annotation, biological process: canonical NF-kappaB signal transduction. The transcript has a single exon.
UCUAACCCUCCCAUUCCCUAGGCGCAAUCGCCUAGACUCUCAACAACUCUACCUCAUCAUGUGCCUUUAACCGUGAAAUUAAACCAAGGCACCACACAACCCAACCAACAAACAUGUCCACAACCGAACCUCAACCCGCAGAGGCCCCAGCGCCACCUAUUACUACAUCUACGAACGAAGCCCCCAAUCCCCAGCCCCGAGCAGACGAAUACACCCGGUCCGCAAAAAGCGGCAAGUUCCGAUUCAAGUCCAGUCGCGAUCGCGAGCACAGACACCGACACCGACCUCGAGACCGAGACCGAGACCGAGAACGACCCGACCACGAUCGCAAACAUAGACACUCCCAAACCCACCGCGACCAUGCCCAUGACCACAAACACUCGCACUCACACUCCCGCUCCUCCAAACGCCACAAACACAAACACCGACCCCCCUCCCCCUCAAACCCAACAACGACCCCCCACCCAGGCCUCUCCGCAGACACCGCCUUCCGCGAAUCCCUCUUCGACGCGCUCGGCGACGACGAAGGCGCCGCGUACUGGGAGUCAGUGUACGGGCAACCGAUCCACAACUUCGCGGUGCCGUCGAUCCCCAAGGGGCCCGAUGGUGAACUCGAGCAGAUGGAUGAGGAAGAGUACGCUGCGUAUGUGCGGACGCGCAUGUGGGAGCGGACGAGGGAGGGGAUGAUUGAGGAGCAGGAACGGGUGAGGGCGGAGCGGGCGAGGCAGAGGAGGAGGGAGGAGAAAGGAGCCAGGGCAGAGAGGGAGAGGGAUAGGUUUGAGAGGGAGGUGGAGGAGAGUUUGAGGCGUGGGCAGGCGAGGAGGCGCGUGAAGGCUUGGAAGGCGGUUUGGGAGGAGUAUAUGCGGUCGUGGGAGGUUGUUGAUCAGGCUGUUUCUGGUGCUGGGGAGGAAGGCAGGGGGGAGGAGGGCAAUCGGUUGCGGAAUCUUCUCUUCUGGCCGGUGGAGACGGGGAAGAGGAGGGAUGUCUCUCGGGAGGCGGUUGAGGAGUUCAUGCGCCAUGCGCCAUCGCUGGGGUCGUCGGAUGCGAAGGGGGCAGGGUCGGAGCUACUGGCGACGUUGAAGUCGGAGCGAGUUCGGUGGCAUCCGGAUAAGAUCCAGCAUCGGUAUGGGUCGUUGGGCGUCGACGAGGUCGUGAUGCGCAGUGUGACGGAGGUUUUCCAGAUCGUUGAUACGAUGUGGAAUGAGCUGAAAGGGAAGCAAUAGACCGCUGGGUUGGCAUGGCAGUUGAUAUAUGUAUAGUGGAGAGUGGGUGGACUAUAUUUGGCAGCGUUCUCUUUAUAGCAAUUGAUACCCC